AUGGCUACUUAUACGGUAUCAUCAACAAAGUCUUACAUGCAGGCUAUGCAGCCUAUGAUAGAAGCAUUAGACAGGUUAGAUAUUAAUAGAAAAUCCGAAAAAGUGCCAACAAUUGACAAUGAAAAAGCAAAGAUAACCCCUAUUGAUAAGAUACUUGACAAGUUUUCCAAUGUAUCAAUAGACUCAUUAGAAAGUAUAAGAACUAGUGGUUCAGAAAAUUCAGCAAUAGUACAAGAAAUCGAGAAUCAAUGUAGUGUAAUUAGUAAGAAUCGUGGGUUAGAUGAAGGAGAAAUAUUCACAUUAAUCAAAUCAUCAUUACUACAAAGUCCCACUGAUGAGGAGCUUCAAUCUUCAUUGUUUGAUAUCUUGGGGUUUGAUGAAUUUGAUUUGAUCUCUAAAAUUGUUCAGAAUAAGAACCUGUUUACUACUAGAGAAUCACUGGGAUUGAUGACAGCAGAAGAUCGUGCUCAACAAGUUAUUGAAAAUCAUAGAAGAACUAAAUUUCAACCAUUGUUACCCAAAUCAGCUACACAAAGAUACCCCAAUGUGUACAAGAAUCCUGAUGUCGGAAACAUGAUUUCAAUUACUGGGAAGAAAUUUGCUUUGCCACAAGGUACUACUAGAGAAUCAUAUGGUACACAUGAAGAAAUCAUAAUACCGUAUCCUCAAAACCAGAAGAAUAAAUGGAUCUCAGAUAAACAAUUGGUUAAAAUUGCCGAUUUAGAUUUCUUAUGUAAAGGCACAUUUAAGAAUUAUAAAACUUUAAAUAAAAUGCAAAGUUUGGUAUACCCAGUUGCUUAUAAUACAAAUGAAAAUAUGCUUGUUUGUGCACCUACUGGGGCUGGUAAAACAGAUGUGGCCUUGUUGACCAUUUUACAUACAAUCAAUCAAUUUGUCACUGAAACAGCAAGUGACGAUGGAUCAAUAACAGUAGAUAUCGAUUAUAAUGAAUUCAAGAUUGUAUAUGUGGCCCCAUUGAAAGCAUUAGCAGCUGAAAUUGUUGAAAAAUAUAGUAAGAAAUUAAAGUGGUUGGGUAUUAGCGUCCGUGAAUUAACUGGUGAUAUGCAAUUAACAAGACUGGAGAUCAUGUCUACCCAAGUUAUAGUAACCACUCCUGAAAAAUGGGAUGUGGUGACUAGAAAACUGACUGGUGACUCAGAAUUGGUUGCUAAAGUCAAGUUGUUAAUUAUUGAUGAAGUUCAUUUGUUGCAUGAAGAUAGAGGUUCUGUUAUCGAAACAUUAGUUGCUCGUACGUUAAGACAAGUUGAAAGUACUCAACUGAUGAUUAGAGUUGUCGGUUUAUCUGCAACUUUGCCAAACUAUAUGGAUGUGGCAGACUUUCUUGGUGUCAAUAGACAAGUGGGUAUGUUUUAUUUCGAUCAAAGUUUUAGACCAGUUCCCUUACAACAGCAGGUGUUGGGUGUAAGAGGUAAAGCAGGAUCGAAGUUGGCGAGAGAGAAUAUUGACAAGAUUUCAUAUGAAAAGUUGGCUGAAUAUAUUAAUGAAGGUUUACAAGUUAUGGUGUUUGUUCAUUCACGUAAGGAUACUGUCAACACAGCAAGAACAUUUAUUCAUAUGGCUAGAGAUCUUGGAGAGCUGCACUUAUUUGAUUGUUCAGAAUCAGAUUCAUAUGAAAAGUUCAGAAGAGAAGCGUCGGGUAAAAACAGAAGCAAAGAGUUGAAAGAAUUAUUCCAAUAUGGUUUUGGGGUACAUCAUGCAGGUAUGUUACGUACUGACCGUAAUUUGACUGAAAAAAUGUUUGAAAGUGGUGCCAUCAAAGUAUUGUGCUGUACGGCUACUCUUGCUUGGGGUGUGAACUUGCCAGCGGCCGUUGUUAUUGUUAAAGGUACACAGGUUUAUGAUUCCAAAGCGGGUGGAUUUGUCGACUUGGGUAUUUCUGAUGUUAUCCAAAUUUUCGGUCGUGCUGGUAGACCACAGUAUGAGAAAUUUGGUACUGGUAUUUUAUGUACUACCAGUGACAGACUAGACCAUUAUGUUUCUCUUCUCACACAACAGCAUCCUAUUGAAUCUAAAUUUGGUGAAAAAUUGAUUGAUAAUUUGAAUGCAGAGAUAUCAUUGGGUACAGUUACCAAUGUUCAUGAGGCUGUUCAAUGGUUAGGUUAUACAUACAUGAUGGUGCGUAUGAAGCAAAACCCACUUGGGUAUGGUAUUGACUGGAGAGAAUUGCAAGAGGAUCCAACAUUAACAAAUAAGAGAAGAGAGUUAGUCAUUACUCAUGCUAGACGUCUCCACCAUUUGCAAAUGAUCAUUUUUGAUGAAAACUCCGAAGCAUUCACAACAAAGGAUUUAGGAAGAAUUGCAUCGGACUUUUAUUUGUUAAGUAAUUCUGUGGAAAUUUUCAAUCAAAUGGUAAAUCCAUUAGCCACUGAAGCUGAUAUAUUGUCAAUGAUAAGUAUGAGUAGUGAAUUUGAUAGUAUUAAGUUUAGAGAGGAAGAAUCUAAGGAGUUGAAGCAUUUGCUUGAGGAAGAUGCUCCGUGUCAAGUUGCUGGUGACGUUGAUUCAUCUGCAGGUAAAACCAAUGUUUUGCUUCAAGCGUUUAUUUCCCAAGCAACUAUCAAAGAUUCAGCUUUGAUUUCUGAUUCCAAUUAUGUGGCUCAAAAUUCAGCAAGAAUUUGCCGUUCACUUUUCUUGAUUGCUAUGAAUAGAAAAUGGGGUAAAUUAAUGAAAAUUAUGUUAUCGUUGUGUAAAUCAAUUGAUAAACGUAUUUGGGCAUUUGAACAUCCAAUGACUCAGUUUGAUUUACCACAACCUGUUUUGCGAAACAUAAGAUCAAAGAACCCGUCCAUGGAUACUCUCCGAGACAUGGAUGCCGGUGAAUUGGGUGAUUUGGUUCACAAUCAAAAAAUGGGAAGCAUUUUAUACAAACUUAUUGGAAAAUUCCCAGCUAUUGAAAUCGAUUCAGAGAUUUUUCCUAUUACAACUAACGUCAUGCGUGUUCAUGUUGAUUUGCAACCAGAUUUUCUAUGGGAUGAAAAAUAUCAUGGUAAUGCUCAGAUCUUUUGGUUGACCGUUGAAGAAUCAGACAAGUCUGAAAUUUUGCAUGUUGAGAAAUUUAUUCUUAACCGUAAGCAGAUGAAGAGUCCUCAUGAAAUGGAUUUCAUGAUCCCAUUGGCUGAUCCAUUACCCAAUCAAGUGGUUAUUCGUGUGGUCUCUGAUUUUUGGAUCGGUUCAGAAACCGUCCACGCGGUGUCUUUCCAACACUUGAUUCGUCCUUCCAAUGAAACUAUCAAGACUGAUUUAUUGAGAUUACAACCACUUCCAGUUACGGCAUUACACAACCCAGAUGUCGAAAGCAUUUAUUCCUCCAAAUUUAAAUAUUUCAAUCCGAUGCAAACAAUGGUAUUCCAUUCUUUAUACAACAGUAAUUCAAGCGUUUUUGUUGGUUCACCUACUGGUUCAGGUAAAACAGUCGUUGCUGAAUUGGCAAUAUGGCAUGCAUUUAAUGAAUUUCCAUCUUCAAAAGUUGUUUAUAUCGCACCAAUGAAGGCAUUAGUUCGUGAAAGAGUUGAUGAUUGGAGAGAACGUAUUUGUAAGAAUACUGCUCAUAGAUUAGUUGAAUUGACUGGUGACUCUCUUCCUAGUGUUCAUGAAGUGAAAGAAGCAGAUAUUAUUAUUACCACCCCUGAAAAAUUUGAUGGUAUUUCUCGUAAUUGGCAAACCAGAAAAUUUGUUCAACAAGUCUCGUUGGUUAUUAUGGAUGAAAUUCAUUUAUUGGCAAGUGAUCGUGGUCCAAUUUUGGAAAUGAUUGUCAGUCGUAUGAAUUAUAUUUCUUCUCAAACGAAGAAACCUAUUAGAUUAUUGGGUAUGUCAACUGCUGUUUCUAAUGCAUUUGAUAUGGCUGGAUGGUUGGGUGUUAAGAAUGGGUUGUUUAAUUUCCCACAAUCAGUUCGUCCUGUUCCAUUACAAAUGUAUAUUGAUGGAUUUCCUGAUAAUUUAGCAUUUUGUCCAUUAAUGAAAACCAUGAAUAAACCUGCAUUCAUGGCAAUUAAACAGCACUCACCAACUAAACCAGUAUUGAUAUUUGUGGCUUCACGUCGUCAAACUAGACUUACUGCUUUAGAUCUCAUUCAUUUAUGUGGUAUGGAGAGCAAUCCUAGAAGAUUCUUGAAAAUGUCAGAUGAUGAAUUGCAUGAAAUUUUAGAGAAUGUUAAAGAUGAUACAUUGAGAUUAUCACUUCAAUUUGGUAUGGGAUUGCACCAUGCUGGUUUGGUUGAAUCAGAUCGUCAAAUUUCUCACAAGUUGUUUGAACUGGGUAAAAUUCAAAUUUUAAUUGCUACUUCAACUUUAGCUUGGGGUGUGAAUUUGCCAGCGCACUUGGUCAUUAUCAAAGGUACUCAAUUUUUUGAUGCAAAGAUUGAAGGUUAUAGAGAUAUGGACUUGACUGAUAUUUUGCAAAUGAUGGGUAGAGCUGGUCGUCCAGCGUAUGAUACAAGUGGUAUUGCCAUUGUUUAUACCAAAGAAUCAAAGAAGGUAUUUUAUAAACAUUUCCUUAAUUUGGGAUUCCCUGUCGAAUCUUCUUUACAUAAAGUGUUGGAUAACCAUAUUGGUGCUGAGAUUUCUGCCGGUACUAUUAAAACUAGACAAGAAGCUAUGGAUUUCUUAACUUGGACUUUUCUUUAUAGAAGAGCUCACAAUAAUCCAACCUACUAUGGUAUUGAAGAUGUUUCACAAUAUGGUAUUUCUCAAUAUUUGGCGAAAUUAAUUGAUCUGACGAUUGAAAAUUUGGUGGAAUCCAAGUGUGUUUAUACUGGAGGUUCCAAUGAAUUGCAUGCAACUCCAUUUUUGGAUAUAUCUUCUUAUUAUUAUCUUUCCCAUUUGACAAUGAGAAAUUUUGUAAAGAAUGUGAAACCAGAAUUGGAAUUUAGAGAUUGUUUGAGACUUCUUUGUGAAGCUACAGAAUAUAAUGAAUUAGCUACUAGACACGGUGAAGAGUUAAUCAAUAUGGAAAUGUCGCAAUCCAUGAGAUAUCCAGCAGAAGAUUUGAAAUAUGAAUUUAUAUGGGAUCCACAUGUUAAAGCAUACUUGUUGAUUCAAGCAUUCAUGAGCAGAGUUGAAUUGCCAAUUGCGGAUUAUGCUCAAGAUACAAUUUCCGUUUUAGAUCAAGCAUUGCGUAUCUUACAAGCUUAUAUUGAUGCCGCAGCUGAGUUGGGUUACUUAAAAACGGUUAUGUCAUUAAUUGAAUUAAUGCAAUGUAUUAAACAAAGAUAUUGGUAUGACGAUGAUCCUGUUUCAGCAUUACCUGGAUUGGAUUUGUCACCUAAGAAUGAAAAGAAACAAAUCACAUUAAUGGACCUUGGAUCUAUGAAAACAGGAGCAUUAUUUAAACUUGCUAAUAAAUUGCGUGUCAGUGGAACAAAAAUCGAAAGAAACUUGAAAGAUAUAGAAGUUGAUGAUGAAGAAGCUAAGAAACAAUUUGUUAGAAUAGCAUCACGUUUACCAGUUGGUUCAUUUAAAGUUGUUCAAACAGAGAAAGAAUUUAUCACCAUUCAAUUAACCCAUGAUAAUUUCCCAUUAAAUAACGAUUUCAAGAUGUAUUGUCCACAUUUCCCAAAACCUCAAAGAGAAUCUUGGUUCAUUAUUGGUCAUGAUGGGAAAGAGUUACAAUUAUUAAAGAGAGCUUCACCAAGAAUGUUGCAUAAGAAAGGAGUAAUCGUCUGUGAAUUAGACAUUCCGGAUGAUUUGUAUGGUAACGAAAUCACCAUUGAAUGUGUUAAUGAUGCUUUAGCACUUAGAUAUUCAACUACUUUAAACUUGUUGUAG
Messenger RNA from Candida tropicalis MYA-3404, 5781 nucleotides. RefSeq names its product putative RNA helicase. The record is from RefSeq and is a predicted model, not a curated record. NCBI's taxonomy places the organism in Eukaryota, Fungi, Ascomycota, Pichiomycetes, Serinales, Debaryomycetaceae. The transcript has a single exon. Gene Ontology annotation, molecular function: nucleic acid binding; ATP binding; ATP hydrolysis activity. Bases 1 to 5781 code for a protein of 1926 amino acids.